UCAUCAGUUUCCUCCCAACAGCUGAUUGUGACGGAGCCGAGCGAACAUAACCGAACUCAGCCGAAGGGACGAGUCCGCGCUGACUGACUCCGGAUCCGCAGAUAUUCACAUUUGAAUCUAAUCAAACUACGAACAGGUUCAUUUAUUAAUCAGUUUAACAGACGCAGAGAAGAUGGCGGCUCUGUCCAGCUGGGAAAUGUGUGUGAAAUACGCGCUGUUCGUCUUUUUGGCAGGUUCUGGAGUCCUGGCCGUGGGUCUGUGGCUGCGGUUCGACUCCAGGACGGCAGGACUGUUUGAAGGAGAGGACUCGCCCACCGUCUUCUUCACUGGUGUGUACAUCCUGAUCGCCGCGGGGGCUCUGAUGAUGGUCGUCGGCUUCCUGGGAUGCUGCGGCGCCAUCAAGGAGUCGCCGUGCAUGCUGGGACUGUUCUUCCUCUUCCUGCUCCUCAUCUUCGCCAUUGAGGUGGCUGCUGGGACCUGGGGCCUCUCCAACAAAGACCGGGUGGUGGAGGACGUCACAGAGUUUUACAAACAGACUUAUUCCAACUACGUCCAAACCAAACAGGAAGCUCUGAAGGAGACGCUGCGGCUCAUCCACUUCGGAUUGAACUGCUGUGGUCCGACUGGGACGGUGAUCACUGCGGCCAAAGACACCUGCCCCGACAAGGAGGCCCUGCUCGUCACGAGUUGCCCGAACGCCAUCGACGAGAUGUUCAACACCAAGCUGCACAUCCUCGGUGGAGUCGGCAUCGGCAUCGGAGUCAUCAUGAUCUUCGGGAUGAUCUUCAGCAUGAUGCUCUGCUGCGCCAUCAAGCAAUCCAGAGACUUCGUGUGAGGAACCCCAACCCCCCCCCCCCCCCCCCCCC
Molecule: messenger RNA, 866 nt
Organism: Pleuronectes platessa (European plaice)
Lineage: Eukaryota; Metazoa; Chordata; Actinopteri; Pleuronectiformes; Pleuronectidae
Product: CD9 antigen
Cellular component (GO): membrane
Source: RefSeq, a predicted model, not a curated record